CAACACUCCAAGAAAACAAAAAAAAAAACAAACCCACUUCCCCAAAACUGAAGCAAACAAAAACAUCUCUACUGAUCUCCUAUUCUCUAGAAUUUCAGAUUUUGAAACCAAGAAAAAUGUUUACUACGCGUCCUCCACAACAACAUUAUUGGAGAAGAACAUUAUUAUCAAUAAGCCCACCACAGUCUUUUCUUCUUCUGAUACUACUCUGCUUCUUCUUCAUCCACCACUGCCACGCCUCGAGAUUCUCGUCAUCAAGCGUUUUCUACAGAAACCCUAAUAAUGAUCACAACAACAACAACAACAGGAUGAGGAUGAGAGGCCAUUUCUUAGGAUUCUUUCCAAGACACUUGCCUGUUCCAGCUUCUGCUCCUUCACGAAAGCACAACGACAUUGGUAUUCAAGCACUUUUGUCUCCAUGAAUCAUCACUCUCCCUCUCUAGCUCUCUGGAUAAUUUAUAUAUAUACUACAAUAUAUGUAAUGCAUGCACUAAUACACAAAAUGAAGUACACGACCAUUCAUAUCGGUCUCUGAUAUGUUUGCUUUAACAUGAAAUUAGGGCUUCAGAUGUUUGACUCCUUUAAUUUGAUCCUUAAUCUUUUCCUUUGCAUAUGUAAUCUAUUUAGAGUUGAAGUGCAAGAUGUUGUGAUUAGGUUUGGGAUUUGUUAUUCUCACACUUUUUUUUGCUGUUGUUGUUUUUGUUGUUCUUGAAUAUGUAAAUGAUCAAGU
Molecule: messenger RNA, 730 nt
Organism: Capsella rubella
Lineage: Eukaryota; Viridiplantae; Streptophyta; Magnoliopsida; Brassicales; Brassicaceae
Product: protein IDA-LIKE 4
Exons: 1
Coding region: 117-422 (101 amino acids)
Biological process (GO): floral organ abscission
Source: RefSeq, a predicted model, not a curated record